AUGGAAAAUCAAAACAAGCUCAAAAUGCGAAUCUCUCGCGUUUUCCGAUCCUCAUUCGGUUCCUGCAGGACCCGAAACUUAACUGAUGUAAUGGAAAAAGCAGUGUUUGCACCACCCAACCACCGUGGCUUCCACCUGAUCGAGCCACCAUCUCCCAAAACUCGACCGUUUCCACCCAUUUGCAGGCCCAAAGGGUCUGAAACCAUCGAUGACCGAUGCUUCGUUUCUGUUAAGGAUUCUCUUCGCAGACGCAAAAUCUCAGAGUGGUCAUCACCCUUUGUCUUGGGUGGCAAUGGCAAUGGCAAUGGAAAUGGAAGCCUCAAUGGCAGGUCGUGUCCCCCAGCUUCACCAAACACCACCUUCAGCACUAUCCACGAGAACCACUUCGGUUUCGAUGAGAAAACAAAGGUUUCAGCAAGAAACCUAAGGAACAAGAAGAAAAAGAAGAAGAAGCAUACCCAGAAGAAAAGCAAGGCCAGAGAGAUGUUCCCGUUUAACUCUUGUGCUAAAGAUACAAACUUUGGUGGGUAUUGGUGGUAUAGCAGCGAUGAUGAAGACGAUGAAACUGACACCCUUUUCUCCUCCAAGAGCCUGUCUUCUGAUUCCUCAAGGUCUCGCCGCCGGCACCCUUCACGCCGGAAAAAUGACCGGAGUUCUGAGAUGGGUGUUCUGCCAUUGCACGGGAAGGUGAAGGACACGUUCGCGGUGGUGAAGCGCUCGAGUGAUCCAUACAAUGAUUUUAGGACGUCGAUGGUGGAGAUGAUUGUUGAGAAACAGAUAUUUUCGCCUGCGGAUUUAGAGAAUCUGUUGCAGUGUUUUCUGUCACUGAAUUCGGAUCAUCAUCAUAAGAUCAUUGUUGAAGUCUUCACAGAGAUUUGGGAAGCACUGUUCUCUGACUGGCUUUGA
Molecule: messenger RNA, 906 nt
Organism: Gastrolobium bilobum
Lineage: Eukaryota; Viridiplantae; Streptophyta; Magnoliopsida; Fabales; Fabaceae
Product: transcription repressor OFP8
Exons: 1
Coding region: 1-906 (301 amino acids)
Biological process (GO): negative regulation of DNA-templated transcription
Source: RefSeq, a predicted model, not a curated record